UCACUAGCGUCUGGUUGUAAAUUUCUUCCCUUCCUUCUUUUCGUCCGACUAGUGAACACACGCUUUGACGCUCUGUCGCUUAACACUGUAUAGUUUUAACGCGUCUAGUAUACACAAGAAUCCUUUUUUAUCUAACUAAUCGACAUGGCAGAAGAAUAUUUAUACGGAAUCACCCUCGAAGGACCCAACGCCUCUGAAGUAUGGGAUCCAGAGCACAGAGCAGAUGAUCCUGACGGCACCAGUCAGCACUUUGGUGGCGAUCAGAAACUCAUUAUUAAAAUGGCACUUCUUGGACCAGAAGCUAAACCAGGUGAAUUGAAUGUUUUGGAAGUUGAAGCCACUGGACUGAAAGGACCCAUCAAAAUCCCAAUAGCUUUACUCGAAAUGGGCAAGACUUCACAAAUUAUUCUUGACUUAAGUUUUCCUGACCCACCAGUUACAUUCACAUUGGUUAAGGGAAGUGGACCCGUUCACAUAGUUGGACACAAUCUUCUUGGCUCUCAUAUUGAAGAAUUUGAAGAUAUGGAAGAUAUGGAAGACGAGAUGGAAGAAGAAAAUAUUGACGAUGAAGAUGAUGAGAAGGACCCAGAGGAAGAUGACGAGGAUGAUGAACCUAAGAAGAAGAAUGCCAAAAUGUCGUCAGCCGCUAGAAACAAAAGUCAGGCGAACAAGAACAAGAAAAAAUAAAUUUCCGCCUUAAAUAAAAAUAAUUGCACAAAAAAAAAAAACAACACUCAUAUAGGCUAGGCUUUUAACAAUUAAGUUUAUAAACACAAUUAAUUUGUGUUUCAGCGAAUUUAUUAUCAUUUUCCAUGAAGUCGCAAUAUUGUGUGUGGACAAUGUUAAAUGCCUGAUUUCGGUUAUUGUACUAUAUAUGUAUUGAAAAACAAUUUUUUUUAUCAGUCUGAGUGUGAUUUCAAAAUAUUGAAAAUUUUAUAGUAUUUUUUUCUUUUUUUUUUUUUAAGUAAAAGGUCGAUUAAUUCUAAAAGAAAAGCCCCAUAUUUAGAAAUUAUUUUUUACAUUCUCAACAGUGUGAGAAAAUCUUUGAUUUUUUAUAAUUAGUCUUUUUCUGAUGAUCUUAAUAUGUAAAAGUCGAUUUUUUUUUCAAAGCGACAAUUGUGUCUGUUUUAAAACAGAUACGAUCAUUGUAAAAAUCAGUAACUUAUGAUUGGAUAUACGUGUGAUGUACUUAAGUGUUUGUUAUUAAACUAAGUUUGGACAAAGUCUCUGUACUUCUUCAAUAUAUUACAAUCAUGUUUUUGACUUAAAUUUAGCAAAUACGAAUUAUUUUAUUCAAUUUUUUUUAACCGUUCAGUUAUUUAGGAAUUUAUUACGUAAAACAAUUGUCCAUUUAAUUUGUUUUAAAUGUUUUUUUGUUAAAAAAAAUAUUUUUAGUUUUUAUAAUUUUUUUAAAAAAUAUUUUGUAUUUUUUUUCAGUUUCAUUCUUUGGUUUUGGGAAGCUCAUGAUACUUCUGUUUAAAAAAUUUAAUAAUUUCUAGAUGCAAUCGCACACGUAUAUUAUUUUAUGCUUUCCCAAUUUUAUCGAUACUUCCAAUUAAUCAAAAAGUAAAUAUAUAGUUGCUUAUUAUUAAUUCAUAAGUCAUUGAUGAUGAACGAUAAGAGAUAAAAGUAUUUUGUGUGAGAAAUUUGAGUUUAAAUAAUUGUAGGUUAUUUGAUAAAAAGAAAGAUGUGCAGCAUGUGUUUGAAAGAAGAAAGUCAAGAUAACUAAUAGUGUUACCAAAAACCCACGUAGAUAAUAAUACAAGAGAAAAAGAAAUUGUGUUUAUACAUCACGAUAUUCAUUCCACUUAUUGAUGAGAAUUUUUUUUUUUUUUUUUUUUUUUUUAUUUUAUUUUGCUGGUGUACAGCAAACGUUUAAUCAUAUACGCAUUUCAACAUUUUAUUCGAAGCGUGACAAUUUGUAUGUCCGUACACGAAUUUUUGAAUUUUGUACAUAAACGAUACAAUAAAUUUCAGAUAAAUUUUAA
This is a messenger RNA of Leptopilina boulardi, 1988 nucleotides long. RefSeq names its product nucleoplasmin-like protein. The coding region runs from base 145 to 687 and encodes 180 amino acids. Gene Ontology annotation, biological process: chromatin remodeling. The record is from RefSeq and is a predicted model, not a curated record. The transcript has 5 exons. Gene Ontology annotation, cellular component: cytoplasm; nucleoplasm; nucleolus. NCBI's taxonomy places the organism in Eukaryota, Metazoa, Arthropoda, Insecta, Hymenoptera, Figitidae. Gene Ontology annotation, molecular function: RNA binding; chromatin binding; histone binding.